This is a messenger RNA of Paramuricea clavata, 321 nucleotides long. Lineage: Eukaryota; Metazoa; Cnidaria; Anthozoa; Malacalcyonacea; Plexauridae. The record is from the annotation of a GenBank genome assembly.
AUGACAUCACUAUUGCCAUAUCUUACUGGAACAAUCUCUCCCUCAACUUCAUUGGCUAGUCCAGAUGCGACUGACAUGUGGACACCUAGCAAUGCCACUUUACUAAACUACUCCUCUUCAAGUUGUGAAGACCAAUCUACUCCUUCGACAACUGACGUCUACAACGAAUCUAUGUCUCAUCUGGCAAGUUUAACGUCUUUCAAAGAAAUUUCAACAUUGUCAUUUCGACUAACUAGCAGUUGGGAUGAAACUACACAAAGUGAGAAAGAAGCGUGCAUUGAAAAGGCUAGCGAAGCAUGCCAAGUACAGUGUGUAUUGUAA